AUGACGGAGCAGAAUUUAGCUGUCGCCGACAUUUGUUACGCUGAUUUGAUAAAAAAGAAACACGAACAGAAAAUCGAUAAAAACGGAAAAAACGAUCUGAAAAGGCACGCGAUUUCGAUUGAGGUAAUCGAAAAAGUACAAUCGAACAUCGAUAUAAGCAUAGACAAUGACACAGAUAAAACGAUACGUUUGGAGUUGAGAAAUCCGGAAAAUGAAUGUAUUGUAAAAAAAUUUAAACUUAACGAAAAGUCUGAUGAUGCGGAUAAGAAUGUAUUGUUGGAUAACAGUGAACUAUCGAAAUAUAUUAAGGACAAUGAUAGUUUAAUUAUAAACGGUGAAUGUGAUACGAAUGGAAUUGAGUCUAGUAUAGAGUAUUUAAAUGGAGAUGGGGAAAAAGAGCGCCUCGGCGGUGGCGGGCUAGGGCUCGCGGGGGGCGGGUUCCGUGGUGGAGGGCAGCCUUCCCUCGCGGACUUCCAGCCACCUUACUUCCCGCCGCCGUUUGCCCCUUCUGCCCAUCCAGCAACACCUCAUCAACAACAGGGUCAUGGCAUGGAAUACGGCAGCAGUGGUGGUGGGGAAUAUGGCCAACACUAUGCCCCCCAGCAGCUGUUACCACGACACCAUGGUCACCACGAGCCACAUGGUCACUUGCGGCAUCAUCGCGAUCACCAUGAUAUUCACUCGCACCACUUGUCACAUGGAGGCUUCAGCUACAGCGGCAGCGAUAGAAGGUCAGACUACGGAGUACGGGAACAGCAUGAAUUGGCGCUUCAUCAUGCACUACACUCCACGGACGAAACUCAGGUGCGCAUGAGUUGCGAUAUAAGACUGUUACAAUUACUCUGUAAAACGUAA
Leptosia nina is the source of this 855-nucleotide messenger RNA. The record is from the annotation of a GenBank genome assembly. NCBI's taxonomy places the organism in Eukaryota, Metazoa, Arthropoda, Insecta, Lepidoptera, Pieridae.